Molecule: messenger RNA, 2250 nt
Organism: Tachyglossus aculeatus (Australian echidna)
Lineage: Eukaryota; Metazoa; Chordata; Mammalia; Monotremata; Tachyglossidae
Gene: C1R
Product: complement C1r
Exons: 11
Coding region: 71-2176 (701 amino acids)
Biological process (GO): complement activation; zymogen activation
Cellular component (GO): blood microparticle; extracellular region
Molecular function (GO): serine-type endopeptidase activity; calcium ion binding
Source: RefSeq, a predicted model, not a curated record
CUCCGGCCCGCUGCCCUCCAGUCAGGCCGGAGCAGCCGACGGGACGGGAGCCCCACCAAGGCCGAAAGUCAUGCUGCAGUGGGUCAUCCUCGGGGCCCUGCUUCUGGGCGGGCCGGGCCGGGCCGGCGCGGUCGCCGAGCGCAUGUUCGGGGAGGUGACGUCGCCCCGGUACCCCCGGCCGUACCCCAACCUCUACCACGGCACCACGGACAUCGCCGUGCCGGCCGGCUACCGCGUGAAGCUCGGGUUCUGGCAGUUCGACCUGGAGCCGUCCGAGGCCUGCUUCUACGACUACGUCAAGGUUUCGGCGGACAAGACGGACCUGGGCCGGUUCUGCGGGCGGGCGGACUCCGCGCCGGGCCAGCACCCGGGCCGCCGGGAAUUCCUCUCCAAGGGCAACCGGAUGCGGCUGACCAUGCACACCGACUUUUCCAACGAGGAGAACGGGACCACGGUCUUCUACAAGGGCUUCCUGGCCUACUACCAAGCCGUGGACCGGAACGAGUGUACGGAGCCGGACGACGCUGGACCGCGCUGUAAGCAGCUCUGCCACAACACGGUGGGCAGCUACUUCUGCUCCUGCCGUCCCGGCUACCGUCUGAACAGCGACCGCCACUCCUGCCGGGCGGACUGCAGCGCGGAGCUGUACACGGAGCCGGCGGGCUCCGUGUCCAGCCUGGACUACCCCCAGCCCUACCCGCCGGACACGCGCUGCAACUACAGCAUCCGCGUGGACCGUGGCCUCAGCCUGACCCUCAAGUUCCUGGAGCCCUUCGAGAUCGACGACCACCAACAAGUUCGCUGCCCUUAUGACCAGCUCCAGAUCUACGCCGGCGGGAGGCUUCUGGAAGAGUACUGCGGCACCAAGAACCCGGGCGUCCUGGACACCGGCAGCAACGCCGUGGACCUGGUCUUCCUCACCGACGAGUCGGGCUUCAGCCGGGGCUGGAAGCUCCGCUACAGCUCGAAAGCCGUGCAGUGCCCCCGGCCUGUGCCGAGGGACCAGUUCACCGUCAUCAGAGACCCCCAGCCCCUCUACGAGUAUCGCGACUAUUUCAUCGCCGCCUGCAAGACCGGCUACCAGCUCAACGAGGGGAACCGCGUUUUGCCUUCCUUCACUGCCGUGUGCCAAGACGACGGCACCUGGCACCGGGCCAUGCCUUCUUGCAAGAUCGUGAACUGCGGCCCGGCCAGCCCCCUGCCCAACGGGAUGGUCAAGUACCUCACGGGCCCGGGGCUGAAGACCUACGAGGCCCAAAUCCAGUACGAGUGCCAGGAGCCCUAUUAUCGGCUGUUGGCGCCCGGGGGUACCGGGACGUACACCUGCUCGGCCCAGGGCGCCUGGAAGGACCAGCUGGGAGGAAAGAAGAUUCCCCUGUGCCUACCAGUGUGCGGCCAGCCGGACACACCCGUGGUCCACAAGCAGCGCAUCAUUGGCGGCGACAAGGCCCAGAGGGGCAACUUCCCGUGGCAGGCCUUCAUCCGCGUCCAGGGCCGCAGCGGCGGGGCCCUGCUGGGGGACCGCUGGGUGCUCACGGCCGCCCACGUCUUCCGGCCCAAGGGGGGCUCCGGCCCUCAGGACUUGGAACAGGUGCACGUGUUCCUGGGCCACACGGACCUGGAGGAGAUCGAGAAGCUGGGGGCCCACCCCGUGCGGCGGGUGGUGAUCCACCCCGACUACCGCCCCGAUGACCCCGACGACUUCAACGCCGACAUCGCCCUGCUGGAGCUGGAGGACAGCGUCCGGCUGGGGCCCGACCUCCUGCCCAUCUGCUUGCCCGACCCGGGGAACGCCUCCUACUACGAGUCGGGCCGGCUGGGCUACGUCAGCGGCUUCGGGGAGGAGAGGAAGAGGCUCUCGGACCAGCUCAAGUACGUGCGGCUCCCCGUGGCCGCCCGGGCGGCCUGCCAGGCCUGGCUCCGGAUCCACAGGCGGGCGGACGUCUUCUCCCAGAACAUGUUCUGCGCCGGGGACCGGGCCCAGAAGCAGGACGCCUGCCAGGGGGACAGCGGCGGGGUGUUCGCGGUGCAGGAUGACCACAGCGACCGUUGGGUGGCCUCCGGUAUCGUGUCCUGGGGCAUCGGCUGCGGGAACGGCUACGGCUUCUACACCAAAGUGCUCGAAUACGUGGCCUGGAUCCGGGAGGUGAUGGGCGGGCAAGAGGCGGGGGCGUGAGGGCCCGGGGCCCGGCGUCGGGUAGACGCUUCGCCAGGGCCGGCGCCCGGAUUAAAGUCGCUGCAGGAAACGCC